GGCGCCAUGUUAGAUUUAAUCUUAGUCUGGUAAGAAACGGUGUUAACCAGAUCUGUGCCAAACAACUAAAGUUAGAGGUCUGAAACAUCUUAGUUUUUAAACUGAUACAUAGCGGUUUCAAUCAGUUCUGUACUAAGCAAAUACAAAUAGAAGUCGCAUCUGAAAUACUGUCUCGAUAGAAGGAAAAUAUGUUCGGCACAACAAGCACAGGAUUUGGAGUUGGCACGUCAACUUUUGGGGGGUUUGGUUCCACUACUCCUUCGACGAAUACCCUCGGCCUUGGAACGCAGGAAAACCCAAUGAAAGAUUUGGAAGUGCAAAGCCCGCCAGAUGACACAGUUAGUUCUUUGAAGUUCAGUCCGAAAGCUGACUUCCUCAUCGCAUCAUCUUGGGCAAAUGAUAUUCGAUGUUGGGAAGUCAGAGAAAAUGGUCAGACCAUUCCCAAGGCACAACAAAAUCAUACAGGUCCCAUCCUGGAUUGUUGCUGGCAUGAUGAUGGCACAAAAGUGUUUACAGCGUCCACUGACAAACAAUGUAAGAUGUGGGAUUUGAAUUCCAAUCAAGCCAUUCAAGUGGCUCAGCAUGACAAGCCAGUUAAAACAUGUCACUGGGUCCAGGCACCAAACUACAGCUGUCUUAUGACUGGCAGUUGGGAUAACACGCUGAAGUUUUGGGACACAAGGUCAAAUAAUCCCAUGAUGGUUGUAUCACUUCCAGAGAGGGUUUAUUGUGCAGAUGUGGUGUAUCCAAUGGCCAUUGUUGGAACAGCACAGAGAGGAAUAAUCUGUUAUCAGUUGGAAAACCAGCCAUCAGAGUACAAGAGAAUUGAUUCACCACUGAAGUACCAGAACCGCUGUGUGAGUAUUUUCCGGGAUCCGAAGAAAAACAAUCAGCCUGUGGGCUUUGCUCUUGGCUCUGUUGAAGGAAGAGUUGCAAUCCAGUUCAUUCAACCACAAAAUCCGAAAGAUAACUUCACAUUCAAGUGUCACAGAUCUAAUGGAACAGGAAAUGCAAACUUUCAAGACAUUUAUGCAGUAAACGAUAUUGCAUUCCAUCCUGUACAUUUCUGUCUUUUGGCCACUGUAGGGUCAGAUGGAAAGUUCAGUUUUUGGGACAAGGAUGCUCGCACAAAACUCAAGACUUCUGAGCAGCUGAACAUGCCCAUAACAGCCUGUUGUUUCAAUUCGAAAGGAAAUAUAUUUGCCUACAGCUCGGGUUACGACUGGUCAAAGGGACACGAGUACUUCAACCCUCAACUCAAGCCCAAGAUCUUCCUCAGAAACUGCACGGAUGAGCUGAAACCCAGGAAAAAAUAAAUAUUUCAGUUAGGAAAUUGUAAAUCUGUCAGUCUUGCACAGUAAGCAAGUCAUGCACCAGCCAUCAAGAACCUGGCUUGGUUCAAAGUACUCACAUCAUGAUGUGAAGGAAUAAUGGAUCAAAUGAUGAAGUCGAUACAAUAGGGACCUUAAGCAGUCAGGACGGCAACGCCAAGGAAGACUCCGAUUAAAAAAUGAAUUUCUA
This is a messenger RNA of Stylophora pistillata, 1521 nucleotides long. RefSeq names its product mRNA export factor. Lineage: Eukaryota; Metazoa; Cnidaria; Anthozoa; Scleractinia; Pocilloporidae. Gene Ontology annotation, molecular function: protein binding. The record is from RefSeq and is a predicted model, not a curated record.